AUGACAGGAACAUGCCUUUUCAUUCCUCAUUCUCACUGUCUUGUCAACCCCGUGAACAUGCCUUUUCAUUCCUCAUUCUCACUGUCUUGCCAUCUCCGUGCUGUUGCUGCUGCUGCUGCUGCUGCUGCUGCUGCUGCUGCUGCUGCUGCUGCUGCUGCUGCUGCUGCUGCUGCUGCUGCUGCUGCUGCUGCUGCUGCUGCUGCUGCUGCUGCUGCUGCUGCUGCUGCUGCUGCUGCUGCUGCUGCUGCUGCUGCUGCUGCUGCUGCUGCUGCUGCUGCUGCUGCUACUGCUGCAGCUGCCGCCGCCGCCACCGCCGCCACUGCUGCUGCUUCUCAAUCCUAG
Closterium sp. Naga37s-1 is the source of this 342-nucleotide messenger RNA. The record is from the annotation of a GenBank genome assembly. Lineage: Eukaryota; Viridiplantae; Streptophyta; Zygnematophyceae; Desmidiales; Closteriaceae.